AUGAUGCUCUAUGUCCCCGAGAAAAAGGCGACCCCCGCUUCCCGCCGCAGCCCCCUGGGCCGAGCUCUCGCCACCGCCGGUGUCAUCACCAUGCGGUGGGACAUUGAGAAGCCGGUCCGCGGCUCCGUCCCCGCCGCCGCCCUCGAGCUCCGCCGCAGCGCCCUCCUCGCCUACUACCGUGCCCUCCCCCACGUUGCGCGCGCCGCGUCGGGCGACUUCGUCAGAUACGCAUGGCACGACUGCUUCCGGCCCUCGAAGAAGGCGUCGACGCUCGCCUCCGCCGAGUUGGAGCGGGCCGCCGUGCUGUUCAACCUCGCGGCGGUGCACUCGCGGAUCGGUGCGGCGGCUGUCCGGGGCGUGGGGGACGGGCGGAGGAGGGCGUGCGACGCGUUCCAGCGGGCGGCCGGCGUGUUCGCCUUCUUGCGGGAGGGCGUGGCGCGGGACACGGCCGUCGGCUGCGCAUCGGUGGACGUGUCGGCGGAGUGCGUCGGGAUGCUGGAGAAGCUCAUGCUGGCGCAGGCGCAGGAGUGCUUCUUCGAGAAGGCGACCGCGGAUGCCAAGCACCCCAGACUCUGCUCCAAGAUCGCUCGGCAGGUCAGCCUUUACUACGAGGAAGCUGCCACCGCGCUCACCGCUCCACCGCUCGACCGCCACCUCGACAAAACAUGGCGCUCGUACGCGCAGACGAAGGCCAAACUGUACCACGCCGAGGCCUGCUACUGGUGCUCGCUCGAGCUCCACGAGCAGGGGGAAAUCGCCGAGGAGAUCGCUCGCCUCAAGUCAGGGCUGGCCGGCCUGGCCGCCGUAAAGAAGCUCGCGAAGGGCGCCGCUGCGUCUGCCGUCUCGCGGCUCGAGCUCGACAUGAGCCGGAACCUGGAGAGGGCGAACCGCGAGAACGUCACGGUCUAUUUCAUGCGGGUGCCGAGCGAGAGCUCGUUGCCUCCGUUGCCCGCGGCGUCGCUCGUUCGCCGGACCCCGAUGGACAUCUCAUAUGCGCCUCUUUAUUCCUCACUGACGUCUUGGCCGGACCGCCUCGCUCUCGCCCACCCUUAUGUCUGCGCCCACACAAACGCUGUCGCCCUCCUCCACUGUCUUAUCCUCGCCCUCGCCCAUCUCUUCGUUCACAUCUAUCCCGAUCUCUUUCCUACAGUCGCAAAAAUGGAGAGACGGCGAGAAUGCUGGAGGAACGGGAGAGCCGGUGGAGAAAACGGAGUCAUAACUGGGGUCAAGGGAGGCGCGAAGAAUGGAGGAGGUAAAAGACUGCGGAUGAACAAGAUUGGAGAAGAGACGAAGAGAAUGAAGGACAAUUUGAUCAUUUUGUCAUCAUAUAUAGUUAACACUGUAUCUCUGUGA
Ananas comosus (pineapple) is the source of this 1353-nucleotide messenger RNA. RefSeq names its product ALG-2 interacting protein X-like. Gene Ontology annotation, biological process: protein transport to vacuole involved in ubiquitin-dependent protein catabolic process via the multivesicular body sorting pathway. Lineage: Eukaryota; Viridiplantae; Streptophyta; Magnoliopsida; Poales; Bromeliaceae. Gene Ontology annotation, cellular component: endosome. The record is from RefSeq and is a predicted model, not a curated record. The transcript is spliced from 3 exons. Bases 1 to 1353 code for a protein of 450 amino acids.